CCCCUCCCUCUCUCUCUGUUCUCUCUUUUUUGUGUUUUAUUUUUCAUUUGUUUGAUAUCCAAAUUAGAACACGUGGGUUCCGCGUGCAUCAUAUUUUCGAAGGGAAAACAACUUUUGAGCCAUUCGAACCACCGCCCAUACGGACUCUGGCGGAACUGUAUGAUUAUUACUAUGUUUUAAACCCCAUUGCAGCUAACCAAACGCGGCCUUAGAUUCUGUGUGCUUUUGACACUCAUAUCAUGCCCCCAAAAGCAGAACACAUACAGAUAAUUCACGCAUCAAACUUUUCCUAAUGACUAUUACAGGAGUUUGGUUCGGUUCCUCUGUAACUCCCCAACCCAAUAGCGUCGCGUCUCUUAAAUUUCGAACUAAACCCAAAUCUUUAAAGCUUCAUGCCUCCUCCUCACUCUUUGAUUUCCCUCUCGCAAGCAAGAUCAUGGUUAAAAAUUUAUCAUAUUCCACCACUGAGACUUGUUUAAGGAAGGAAUUUUCAAAUUUUGGCCAGAUAGCCGAAGUUAAGCUUGUUAUGGAUGAAAAGGCGAAGAGGUCAAAGGGGUAUGCUUUUAUUCAGUACACUAGUCAAGACGAUGCCCUGCUAGCUCUAGAAAGCAUGGAUCACAAGUAUUUUGAUGGCAGGGUGAUCUUUGUGAAACUUGCAAAGCCAGGGCACAAUGCGUUUGGUGUAUACUCAAAAACCACCGGACCACCACAAGAGCAGAACAUUGCAAAUCAAGAUGAGGCAAUGGAGGGAGCAGGAGUAUCACUUUUCAGAUUUCUGUUUGGCUUGCAAAGUCUGCAACAGGUUAGGCUUAGCCUAGUGUUUGUGCAUUGCUGAUUCAAUCUUAUAUGAAAGAUCCUUCAAAAAAUGAUUUUUUUGUCUAUGUGAUAGGCACGACAUUGAAUGUUUACUUGGAAGUAAAUGAGUUGUUGAAUUGCUAGCCAUUUUUUGUUAAAUGAAUAUACUGAAUUACUGAUAAGGUAUUUUGUACAAUAGAAGAAAUCAAUUGUGUGAACAAGGCAUUGAAUUU
Camellia sinensis is the source of this 1028-nucleotide messenger RNA. NCBI's taxonomy places the organism in Eukaryota, Viridiplantae, Streptophyta, Magnoliopsida, Ericales, Theaceae. The record is from RefSeq and is a predicted model, not a curated record.